Messenger RNA from Eimeria acervulina, 2266 nucleotides. RefSeq lists its product as hypothetical. Lineage: Eukaryota; Apicomplexa; Conoidasida; Eucoccidiorida; Eimeriidae. The transcript is spliced from 6 exons. The record is from RefSeq and is a predicted model, not a curated record. The annotation marks the transcript as partial.
AUGGACACCACCCGCAGCCAGCAAUGUGCUAACUGCAGCGAUUGCAUGCUUCCCUGCAGGGUCUUCUUGGGUCUCAGCUCGCCAAAAGCCCUUAACCCUCCGACAAAAAAACCCACGGCUUUGAAACAAUCAUGUGUCCCCUUGAGACCCUUCGGGCAGGAAGCAUCAGUUGCCCCCAGAUCAGGCCGCAGCAUCUCCAGUGGUCAGCUUCCUGGCCGCACCGCCACCAGUCUACAAAGAGAGCCAGGCGCUAUUAGGCCCGUGCCUCAUGUUGUUUCUUCACCAGCAGUCUCCCGUGUUCAGGAGCGCGGUCGGACGCUAGACAGCCAUGCGACGGCUGCUGGUGCUGCGCAGACAUCUUUCAUGCAGACGCAGCAGGCGAAUCCUUCUCCUCAGUACCCGCUGGUUAGAGCUGCAAUAGUUCCCUUGAACAGGCCAGGAGAAGGCCCAGUCAUGGCACCAGUUUACAGAGGACAACUUUCCAAUCCAGUGAUCACCACCGCGCAAUCUGUGCAUGGAGUUUCCCAUUCAAGCCAAUUCCCCACGUACAUCGUACCGGUUCUAUCUGCAGGAGCACAGGCAGAAAUUGGAGUAGGAACAGGAACAGUGGCAGGAACUGCUGCAGCUGCUCGACCUGCAGCAACAUACACAUCGUUCGCAGAGCAGAACAGCGGUGAAGGGCAAGUGGCCUGUUUCGUAGGCCCUAAUGGAGAGUUAUACGUGAGGUCAAACGUUGCCAGCAGUGCGGGGAGUGCGACCCCGCUUUCCCAGCAGCAGAUGAACGCAUGCAGGUCCCCGUCGUCUGCCGCAAGAAGUCUCUCAGGAAGCGUCACUCGGGCGCCGGUGCCUGUGUUAGUCGUGCAGGGGCGAUCCCAGAGCGUGGCACCGCCUCUGCCUCGAGUGUAUGCAGCACCUGCUUCGGAACCUCUCGGGGUGUACGAUGAAACAGGCAUGUCGGUCCAAGAGGUCAAGACUCCAGCAAAGGAUGGUGGAUAUUCCAUGGAGAAGCCAGUGCCCAUCGAGCUGGACCCUUCGUUGCGCGACGUCCUCGACGGGCAGAUGCUGUCUUCUCGCUCACGAGUCUUGGCUAUGGAGCUCAAGAAUGCUCUUUAUGCUGCUGGUUCGCGGUUGAAAGCUGGUUUUCGACCAGUGGUGUAUGAACAGGCUUUCUUUCUCGAGCUUGUUUGUGUAUUUAGACUUUUAUCAAUCGUUGAGUCAAUAGAAAAAAGGAUAGAGGACUUACAGAUUCAGUUGUCUGGCUCGAAAAAGGAGCCAGUCAGCGUUGACGGUCGCGUGGACAUAGGUUCUGGUCUGAUGUCUGAGAUCACGGACUCACAGAGUGGAGUAAACGUGGCUAAAGGACUUUCCAGCUUAGAGCGAAAAGCCGCGAGAAGCGGCCACAGGAAAGGAAAUGCAGAGGUCUUAGAUAUUUGCCAGCGUGAGGCUACGGCGAAGGAGGGGAAGGCUCCUGGGCCAAAGGCUGCGCCUCCAUUGCUCCCUAAGAAGUCUUUGGGUGUGGUGCCGAAGCAGGCAGUUCCAGUUUCCCCAAAGGCUGGGGAGGGGCCAGCGGCGACGGCAACAGAAGGCGCGGCAGGUGAAAAGACCGCUGCAGGUGUCGAGGUGAAGAGUGAGGUUGAGGCGAAGGAGGGAAAGGCUCCUGGGCCAAAGGCUGCUCCUGCGUUGCUGCCGAAGAAGUCUUUGGGUGUGGUGCCGAAGAAGGCACUUCCAGUUUCGCCAAAGGCUGAGGCGGGGCCAGCGGCGAAGGCAGCCGAAGCCCAGGCAGCUGCGAAGACCGCUGCAGCUGCCGAGGGGACGGGCGAGGUUGAGGCGAAGGAGGGAAAGGCUCCUGGGCCAAAGGCUGCUCCUGCGUUGCUGCCGAAGAAGUCUUUGGGAAUGCUGCCUCCGAAGGCACUUCCGGAUUCGCCAAAGGCUGGGGAGGGGCCAGCGGCGAAGGCAGCAGAAGGCGCGGCAGGUGAAAAGCCCGCUGCAGGUAUCGAGGUGAAGAGUGAGGUUGAGGCGAAGGAGGGAAAGGCUCCUGGGCCAAAGGCUGCUCCUGCGUUGCUGCCGAGAAAAUCCUUGGGCAUGCUGCCUAAGACGGCACUUCCAGUUUCGCCAAAGGCUGGAGAGGGGCCAGCGGCGAAGGCAGCAGAAGGAGGGGCAGGUGAAAAGAGCGCUGCAGGCGUCGAGGUGAAGAGCGAGGUUGAGGCGAAGGAGGGAAAGGCUCCUGGGCCAAAGGCUGCUCCUGCGUUGCUGCCGAAGACACCAG